Molecule: messenger RNA, 2136 nt
Organism: Pediculus humanus corporis (human body louse)
Lineage: Eukaryota; Metazoa; Arthropoda; Insecta; Psocodea; Pediculidae
Exons: 3
Coding region: 1-2136 (711 amino acids)
Biological process (GO): positive regulation of rRNA processing; positive regulation of transcription by RNA polymerase I
Cellular component (GO): nucleolus
Molecular function (GO): RNA binding; protein binding
Source: RefSeq, a predicted model, not a curated record
AUGAGUGAUAAAAAGAAGAAAGAAAAUCAAAUAUUUAGUAAUUUAGAAUUUAAAAAGAAAACUUUUAAUAUAAAUGAUGCAAAACCAUUAUUUUCAAAAGAUGGAUCAUCUUUGUAUAUUUUCUCAGAAAAUGUUUGUCAUUUGUACAGUACAACUACAGGAAAUUAUAUAAAAAAAUUGUUUUCUUGCUCAUCGAAAAUCAUUUCUUAUCAUCUUCAUCCGUUAGAUGAAAAUUUUUUAGUUACAAUUACUGAAAAUGGAGAAGUUACAGUUUAUAAUUUGAAAGAAAAUAAAAUAGAGCAUUCGACAAAUUUAUGCAUCAAUAAGACACUUUUAUGUUCUUUGAAAAUACAGAAAUUUAGUUCUGAACAUGAUGAAAAUUGUGACUUUGAUUGGAAUUCGAUUGAUUUGGAAAAUAUAGGAAAUAGAAAAUUUAUACAUGCUGUUGUUAAACCUUUUCAAGGUGAUUCAGGAAAUCUAUUAAUAUGGGCAAGUUGGUGUUUAAAUGAUGAAACAGAAGCACACAUUUCUGUCUUUUCAUAUCAGAGUGGUACACACUACAAGGACUUUGCUUUCAAACAAUGCAAACUAAAAAAGUGUUCAAAAAAUUUUGUGUUAUCUAACUCUCAAGAGCAUGAUGUUUUCAUUGGAAUAUCUGAACAUUGCUUAAAUGUUGCUCAUUUUCAAAAUAAGGAUUCCUUUUAUUAUUCUAUCAGAAAACACUAUACAGGAUUGAAUAACACUGUAAUUUGUGUUGCAUUUCAUCCCACAGAGUACUGCUUUGCAACUGGAGAUUCAAUCGGAAGAAUUAUCAUUUGGAAAAAUAUUUUCGAACAAUAUCCAUUAAAAGAAAUGUUUCACUGGCACACAUUGGCUGUGAAUGAUUUAAUAUUUUCUAAACUUGGUUCUAAAAAUCUAAAUAUUCUUUCAUUUGAUCCCAGGAGUAACAGCAUUGUUCUGAAUGGGAAAACAGGACACAUUCAAUUUUUAUCAUUGAAGGAUUUCAAUAAAUUAAAUUAUACAUUUGAUGUGACAAAUAGAAAUUACGUCACGCCUCAUACAACUUGUUCGGUAGCAAAUACCGAAGUGAAUCAUGCGAUAUUCAGUCCGAAAGGCGACUGGAUGAUAACAGCCGAAAGUAGAAUUGAAAAAGAUUGUUACGAAUCGUUUUUAAAAUUCUGGAAUUACGUUCCAGAAAAUGGAUCGUACAAAUUAAAUACAAACGUCGAAUUCCCUCACGGAGGCGUAGAAAUUUAUUCUUUAGAAAUUAGUUCUAGUUCCAUAGUGGGAUCAACCGGUCCCGAUAAAAGGUUUUGCCUCUGGGCUAUAGAAGAACAAAUAAACGGAAACGUUAUAAAAGAAAUUUGGUCUUUGUACAACGAUAGAAAAUAUCGAAAUUUUUCCAGUUACGCGUUGGAUUUUUCAAAAGACUCAUCAUUGGUUGCGGUUACUUUUGGUUCCGUCGUCACGAUUUGGGAAACGGAUUCGUGCCUGCUUAAAUGUUCAUUAUCCUGUCCGAACAACAAAAACGACUUGAAAGCAUGCAAGUUUGGAAACAACGAAUUCACACAUUUAAUUAUCGCAGGUUCGGAAUUUAACGUUUGCUGCUGGAACUCGUUAACGUUAUCCAUGGUAUGGACGGUACCGUUCAAUUUGAGUAUAUUAGCAAGCGAUCCCAUCGGCAACAACAUGGUAUUAUUUUCGAAAAAAGUCGUUGUGAUAUUUUCACCCUCUUCUCCGACUUCGCUUUAUUUAAAAAAUUACAAUUUGGAAUCUCCCGUGAUUGCCGCGAAAAUACUUCCGGAUAAUAAGGGAAAAUUUUCGGUUUUGAUACUAACAGAAAAUUACGAGUUGCACUGUUUGGAACACGUGGACACGGAUCCGGUUUUACUCAAGAACAGCAACAACAGCAAUCAGGAUCCAUCAGUUAUUUCAUCGACUCCGUAUUCAUCUCAAAUCCCUCAAAUACAAAACGAAAAUAUGGAAAAUUCAUCGUCUUCGAAAAAAUUGAUAUCAGUUUUAAAAAAUAAACGUGAAACGGUAUCUCAAUUGCUGGAUUCUCCAGCGCACACGUUAUCGAAUCCAUCUCUUUUGUGUUCGCACGGGAUGGUAAAACAAAUGAUUGUGAAAUUAUAG